AUGGCAAAGCAGACCACAAUCAAGGAGUUCGAGGCUGUCUACGAGAAGCUGCAAGAGACGCUCCUCGACCAUGCCAAAUCCUACAAGCUCCCCCAGACCGAGCUGGAAUGGUACAAGCAGAACAUCCGCGAGAACCCCAUGGGCGGCAAGUGCAACCGUGGCAUGUCCGUCCCCGACUCUGUCUCCCUCCUCCUCGGCCGCCCCCUGACCGAAGAUGAAUACUUCAAGUCGGCCACGCUCGGCUGGAUGACCGAACUCCUCCAGGCCUUCUUCCUCGUCUCGGACGACAUUAUGGACGGCAGCCUGACCCGCCGCGGCCAGCCCUGCUGGUACCUCAAGCCCGGUGUCGGCAUGGUGGCCAUCAACGACGCCUUCCUGCUCGAGUCGGCCAUCUACACCCUCCUCAAGAAGUACUUCCGCGACCACCCGGCCUACGUCGACCUCAUCGAGCUCUUCCAUGAGACCACGUACCAGACCGAGCUCGGCCAGCUGUGCGACCUCCUCACCGCGCCCGAGGACAAGGUCAACCUCGACAACUUCUCCAUGGAGAAGUACCGCUUCAUCGUCAUCUACAAGACGGCCUACUACUCCUUCUACCUCCCCGUGGCCCUGGCCCUCCACUUCCUCAACCUGGCCACGCCCGAGACACUCAAGCAGGCGGAGAACAUCCUGAUCCCGCUCGGCGAGUACUUUCAGAUCCAGGACGACUUCCUCGACAACUUUGGUCUGCCCGAGCACAUUGGCAAGAUUGGCACCGACAUCAAGGACAACAAGUGCUCGUGGCUGGUCAACCAGGCCCUUGAGCUGGCCACCCCGGAGCAACGCCAGAUCCUGGAGCAGAACUACGGCCAGAAGGACGACGCGAAGGAGGCGACCAUCAAGACGCUGUACGACGACAUGGGUCUCAAGAAGCGCUUUGAGGACUUUGAGGAGAAGCGCGCCGGCGAGCUCCGCGCCAUGAUUGACCAGAUUGACGAGAGCACCGGGCUCAAGAAGGACAUUUUCGAGGUCUUCCUGUCCAAGAUCUACAAGAGGAGCAAGUAA
Messenger RNA from Emericellopsis atlantica, 1044 nucleotides. Its product is annotated as farnesyl pyrophosphate synthetase. The transcript has 2 exons. Bases 1 to 1044 code for a protein of 347 amino acids. Gene Ontology annotation, cellular component: cytoplasm. NCBI's taxonomy places the organism in Eukaryota, Fungi, Ascomycota, Sordariomycetes, Hypocreales, Bionectriaceae. Gene Ontology annotation, molecular function: (2E,6E)-farnesyl diphosphate synthase activity; dimethylallyltranstransferase activity. The record is from RefSeq and is a predicted model, not a curated record. Gene Ontology annotation, biological process: trans, trans-farnesyl diphosphate biosynthetic process.